Messenger RNA from Staurois parvus, 250 nucleotides. The record is from the annotation of a GenBank genome assembly. Lineage: Eukaryota; Metazoa; Chordata; Amphibia; Anura; Ranidae.
AUGGGGCCCCCAGGCAAUAGGGGAUCAUGGGGCCCCUGUGUCCUUGCCCACACUCAAAGCACACCCAAAAAAGCCUAUAAAAGGUACCAGGGGCAUCUCAUGGGGCCCCCUACUGACCCCGGGCCCUCGGGCAGUGCCCGAGUUUCCAAAUGGUCAGUCCCCUGUCACAGUGACAGCUGUGAGAAUGUGGAAUAGAUUCAUUCAAGAGUUGGUACUAAUCGCUCAUUGUGUUCAUUCAGAAAAGGUAGGA